ACAAUCUAUUCAAUGAAAAAAUAUAUAUUAAACUUAUUAUGUUUUAAAAAUUGAUAGACACAUAUAUAUUAUAAUAUAUACCAAUUUAGAAUUGAAAACAAAAUAUUUAUAUAAAAGUAAAUGAAAACAAAAAUCCGUGCGUUUGCGCGGAUCGAGAUCUAGUUUAAAUAUUAUUUUGAUAUAAGUUUUUCUUUAUCAUCUCUUUCAACCACAAUCAUACUAAUAUGAGGAAUAUCUAGAUUCUGGAUGUAAGAAGGAAAAAAUCCUUUUAAAUGAAUGAAUUAUAUUUAAUCUCCUACUAUCUCAUCACAGCUAGCAAAAUCAAAACUAAUUUGUUACGAAAUCUGAAAAUGUUAAUUCUAACAUCCCUAUAUAAACAAAACCUAGUAACGUGGUUACACAAACCAACAUUCAUAAUUAACAAACAAUUUCCAUCAGCUUUUAUAUCCUCAAGAAAACAUGGACAGCAAAAGAAUGGCCAUGUUGGUGGUGAUGAUGUUAGUGAUGGGGAACAUUUUGUUCGAGGCAGAGGGUAUGGCUUUUACAGAUUGUUAUAAAGGUUGUUUUGUGGUGUGUGCUGCAUCUUCUAACGGAUUUAAGAAACUGUUCUGUCCUUUCUCGUGUAUCAAGGACUGUACACAAUCUACUACACCUUCUGAGGCAAAUCUAAACGAAAUUGACCAGACUGAUUAUUUUUGUAAACUCGGAUGUGCCACUGAUCGUUGUGCUUCAUCCUCCUCGAUCCAUGAUAAGGAUCACGCAGAGAAAGUUUCAAUAUGUGUGGUUUCAUGCUCAGAUAUAUGCUCCCGCAAGAACUAAAACACAAAUUAGUUUUUUUUGGCAAAAUUAGUUUGUUAUUGUAUACUUCCAUGAAAAAUCAAUGUCUAAAUAAAAAAGAUUCGAGCCUGUUGUAUCGAUUAAAUUCUUAAAUCCAAAUGAUAACUGAUUUCUAAUUUGAUAUAUCUUGUGUUACAAGCAAGUAAAUUGACAAAAAACAAUUGAUCCGAAACAGAAGAGUCUAAAGUAAUAACGAGGAAAAAGUUUAAUAAUAGUUUUUUUUGGGUCAAAAAAAGUUUUGUAGAUUAUCCAAUGUGUUUCACGUUUCCAUCGAUCUAAUUGUGUUGCAAUAUAUAUCGCGUGAGCUCAGGAAAAAGAGUUUGACGGAUUGUGAAACAGAGGACAUGUUACACACAUUGGUGGAAGUGUAACUUGCCGUUGCAAGUUAGUUAUGAGACGAUGACAUAUUGAUUACUCAUUGGUUCCAGGAUAUUACUUUGGCGUGAAGCAAGAAAAUCUGGAAAAUUUUGACUUAUCACAAUAUUAGGAAAAUAAGAUAUUGUGUUAAGGGUAUUUAAUCUGAUUACCCUAGGGAGAUCGAGUUAGCGGUUUAGAUUGAAAAAGCUAGAGCAAGAGGUUUGUUCUUGAUAGCUUAAGAAAGACGAAUGACUUGUGAGUGCAGCUCGUUUUUCUGUUUCGUGAGAUUAAAAAUUGGUCCGUUUCUAGUCGUGUGUGACUGAGAGUAACUCAGAUUAAACAGAUCUAGGAAGAUUGUUUAACAGAUUUCUAAUGUACACGAAAGCGUUUUUGGUAUCUCGUGUUUUGUUCUUGUUACUGGUAGUCUCUGAACUUUCAUUUGGUGUCAGAGCAGAAAACCUCUGUGGUAUCAUAUACUACUAACAGGUUGAAAUCUUGCGGAUUUCAUGAACACCUUGAAGGAACUAUUCGGGAUUCAGAAACCUAUCAUGCUGGACAGUUGCAACUUCAGUCAUUGGAAGGCAAGGAUGCAACAGUAUAUCAGGGAAUUUAUGAGGAUGCAUGGACCGCAGUAGAAGAAGGUUGGUAUGUUCUUACGAUGAUGACCAAUGACAAAAUAUUAGGUUAGAUUCUGGUACUUUUAGUUCGGAUUCGGUUAUUUCGGAUCAGGUUCGGAUAUUUUAAAUUUUGAAAAAAUCAAAUUCUUCAUUACUCAAGUUUUUUCUACUCAAAAAUUCCCUAUACAUUAUCUGAGAAGUGAUUUUGCCACAUGUCCUCUCUACAAUCACAUUCACAAAACAAAUGUGACAAUGUUACUAAAAUUGAUGACAUGACUUAUAGCUAAAUAUAACAUGGACACUUAUAUUUAAUGUUGAUUUAUAUUUUUGGUAUUUUUUUAGAAUAUAGUAAUAACUCAUACAUUAAAUUUAAUGUUGAUAUUUAUUUUUGGUAAACUUUUUAGAAUAUGAUAACAAUUCAUACAUGGAGAAAUUUCAUGUUUACCACUUUCAUGGUACCAGUUUUCAUUUUUACCACAACUAAAAGGACAUUUUCAAAAGUACUUUCUUUAUUAAUUCACAAAAGAUUCUUAUACAUUUGUUCUCUAUAUAUAUAAUAAAUCAUUAUUUGAAA
Brassica rapa (field mustard) is the source of this 2385-nucleotide messenger RNA. Its product is annotated as thionin-like protein 1. NCBI's taxonomy places the organism in Eukaryota, Viridiplantae, Streptophyta, Magnoliopsida, Brassicales, Brassicaceae. The record is from RefSeq and is a predicted model, not a curated record.